GUUCAAUUGUCAAUAAGCAGCUAUUCGUUGUUUGGUUAUUGUGGUCGGCCAAACAUUGAGCAUUUUUGUAAUAUUUAAAGCGUAAACGAUAUUGCCCCAUAUUUUAGCUCUCGAAAUAUAUUUAUUAAUAUGUUUUCGGGUUGUGCAACAAAAUCAAUUCAUUUAGUGCGCGGAGGCUUGCGUGCCCUUCAUAUGGGCACAGUCCGACGCAGCGAUAAUUUAUUCGUGCAUCGCGACACACCGGAGGACAACCCAAGUAUCAAAUUCGAAUUUACGCCAGAGAAUAAGAAGCGUGUUGAAGCUAUUAUCAGUAUUUACCCUGAGGGUUACAAGCGGGCUGCCAUGAUCCCUCUGCUCGAUUUAGCACAACGCCAAUAUGGUUGGUUGCCAAUUUCAGCUAUGCAAAAAGUUGCUGAAAUCUUAGAAGUAUCGCAUAUGCGCGUGUACGAAGUCGCUACGUUUUACACAAUGUUUUUGCGUAAACCAACCGGUAAAUACCACAUUCAAGUGUGCACAACUACACCAUGCUGGUUACGCGGCUCCGAUGAAAUAAUGGAAUGCUGCAAGAAAACGUUGGGUGUUGAACCAGGUGAAAUGACCAAGGAUGGCAUGUUUACGAUUUCCGAAGUAGAGUGUUUAGGUGCAUGCGUUAAUGCUCCGAUGGUAGCCAUCAACGAUGAUUAUUAUGAAGAUUUAACCGUUAAGGAUAUGGAACAGAUAUUAGCUGAUUUCAAAGCAGGCAAAUCUUCACCACCUGGUCCACGCAGCGGUCGUUUUGCCAGCGAGCCUGCCGGCGAACCAAGUUCGCUAACUGAGGAACCAAAAGGGCCCGGAUUCGGUUUACAACCAGCAUUUUCGUAGAACUUUUUUGGAAACCCCUAUUUUUUUGUGCUUUGAUCUUGAAUAAAUCCAAAAUAACGCAAAUAGUUGAUUAACUAAAUCAAGAA
Anastrepha ludens (Mexican fruit fly) is the source of this 947-nucleotide messenger RNA. RefSeq names its product NADH dehydrogenase [ubiquinone] flavoprotein 2, mitochondrial (gene ND-24). Lineage: Eukaryota; Metazoa; Arthropoda; Insecta; Diptera; Tephritidae. Gene Ontology annotation, molecular function: NADH dehydrogenase activity. The coding region runs from base 130 to 861 and encodes 243 amino acids. The record is from RefSeq and is a predicted model, not a curated record. The transcript is spliced from 5 exons. Gene Ontology annotation, biological process: mitochondrial electron transport, NADH to ubiquinone.